AUGAGUAAAUCAACGUUAACAUUUGUGAGCAAAUUUUCUAUAAUUUUACUAUGUAUUCUUGGUCUUAUUGAAUUGGGAUUUGCUCUAUGGACUGUACUCGAUCAACAAUACAAAACUUUAGCUUAUAAUCUUGCUGAUGUUGGUUAUAUUGAUCUAUGGAUAUUACGAUAUUUAUCACUAUGUUUAUUUGUUUCAUCAAUAAUAACAUUAGUUAUGUGUUUAAUCUUAGUAUGGGGUUUAUAUUCAGCUCAUGUAUUUUUAUUUAUUGCAUCAACAAUGCUUUGUUCGAUUGUCAUUGGUGAGUUUACUAUUUCAAUACUUACAUUUACAAGUAAAUAUGAAACAAGACUUACACUGUUAGAACAAUUACCAAAAUUAGUAAUUACAUAUCGACAAGGUACUGAUGAACGUGCUAAACGUGCGUUAGAUAAACUUCAAUCGACAUUUCGUUGUUGUGGGUCCGAUGGACGUUUAUCCUAUCAAAAUAAUGUACCAUUAAGUUGUAAUAUGUACAGUAUUGGAUGUCUUACACGCACAAUGUUCUUUCUCGAGUCAUGGAUGGAUGUGCUAGCCUAUAUAUUAUUAUUUUUUAGUUUAAUUAAACUUUUUAUUGUUCUAUUUUUCUUCUCAUUAUUAUGUUUAUAUCAACGAAAUGGACGAAAUCGAUUGAAAAAUAAUCGUAAUUUGAUUAAUGGUUCAUCUGCAUGGCGUCAUUCAUUAAGUGUAGAUUCUUCGUCGGGAGAUAAUCUAUCGAAAGCAGUUCUUAUGCCAACAACAAUAAUAAAUAAUGAUGAACAUGGUAAUGUUGAAAAACGAAGUGUUAUACAGAAUGAAUACGAUACCGCAGCAGCAGCAGCAGCAGCAGCAACAUCAUCAUCAUCAUCCAAUCAACGAACACAAAACACAUCUAUGAUAUUACCACCAUCAUCAGCAGCCUAUAACAAUGCAUUGGCAAUUGCCUAUGAGCCGUAUGCAUCAAGAAAAUUAUCGUCGAUAUCCGAGCGAACUGAAAAAAGUGAAACAGAUGAAAGUGAACCUGAUAAUACACGACUGAAAAAUCUUAAUUCCCAACGAAAAGCAAUUAUUACAAGUGUUUAUCCAAAACAGUAUCUACCACUGCUAUCAAAACAAUUACCAAUUGUUAAAAGUCGACGAAAACAUGUACGAGAGGAUGAUAAUGAUUCAGGAGUUGAACGAUCAUCAUCAGAAAAAUCUUUUGAUGAUCAACAAAAAUCACAUGUGAAUAAUUCUACAAUAGCCAAUCCAACUGCCAACUCGAAACAAACAAAUAAUAAAUCUUCUAAUUUACUUGGCUUUUCUAACGUUUUUAUAACAUCCUCAUCACAAAAGGAAACAAAAGAUGAUCAUGUGCCUUCUACUGAUAUUAUUAUGCCGAGACCAAUAUUAAAAAAAUCUAGUCCACAUUCAUCACCCGAUCGAAUAAUAAUAGACUUUCGUGAUCAAAAAAAUCUUUCAUCGACUUAUACAAAUACAUCUCCUUUAUUAUAUAAAAUACCAAAACCGAUUCCACGAUCAACUUUAAAACAAUCAAAACAAGAUGAAAGUCUUGUGUAA
Rotaria socialis is the source of this 1575-nucleotide messenger RNA. The record is from the annotation of a GenBank genome assembly. NCBI's taxonomy places the organism in Eukaryota, Metazoa, Rotifera, Eurotatoria, Philodinida, Philodinidae.